Dalotia coriaria is the source of this 1278-nucleotide messenger RNA. RefSeq lists its product as uncharacterized. The record is from RefSeq and is a predicted model, not a curated record. The transcript has 5 exons. Lineage: Eukaryota; Metazoa; Arthropoda; Insecta; Coleoptera; Staphylinidae. The annotation marks the transcript as partial.
CUAUCCCGUGAUGCAGGUGGUGCAGUACCACGUGCCGCACGUGGGGCACGUGCCCAUACAACCAUUACCCUACACGCUGCAACCCGCAAGUCCCAACAGUGGACGAAUACGCAAGUAUGUCUUCUGGUGUUGUGCCUGUGGUGGCUUGGCCACCAUCCUCGGCGCGCUUUUCCUUGCUGUGUACUUCCUGCUGCGAUCAUAUACAUCUACACUGGGCUAUUUCGAAACAAUACCGACUUUUGUUCCGGCCACAAUGUUGAUAUUGACUGGAUUAUGCGUGAUGAGUUUAGCUAGAAGGAAGAAUCGAUAUAGUUAUCUUUUGAAGGUUUGUGGAGUUUGCUGCUUGGUCUGUGCGUUGACAUGUGUACUGGUGACAAUUACAACAACAGUCAUCCAUAUGAAUCGCCUGCAAACCCUGCGUGAAUGCGUUUACACUCAAAAAACACGCACCUGUACCUGUUAUUCGGUGUUAUUGGAAGCCCACCCGCAAACUGAUGAAGGCAUGCGUUUUGUAUUCGAUUCCACGCCGGAUUGUGAAGUCAUCCAUGGCGCCCUCUACACAUGCCUGCGCGCCAUGUUUGGUCUUUCUGUCAGCGGUAUUCUCGUCUGCAUAUUCUCCUGCAUGUUAGUCUAUCAACUAUUGAGCCAUGAACGUAAGAAGAUGUACUGGGAGCAAUUGGAGUUACGUUGCCGGUCAUUCUAUCAACAACAUGGAGCGCCACCUACAAGCGCUCCAAGCUCAAUGCGGGGACCACCCAUGCCCGCACCUACAUACUGCAGCUGUUGUGAUGAAUGCAGAUAUCCACAGAUAGUACCCGCCCCACCACAGAUGUACCCCUGGGAUAACGGCGAACGUUUCUGGACGCCAGGUCGUGUAGGCAACUUCUACUCACCGAAUCCUGGUGAGGAUCUACCCAAUGAAAACCGCAUCGCUAGUGGAUGGAACUGGCGCAGGUUACCAUGGACUCGCAACCCCACCCAGGACUCGCCAAGAGACAAUUCAUUAACUUACCAAGGCAUCGCAUCAAGCGCUGAUAGUCAAUAUGGGUUCACCAAUCGAGAUGAUGGUAAUCCAGUGUCAUCUACCGGCAGUUACAGUGUUUUGGACAGGAAUCCACCGGGGGUUUAUGUUUGGGGACCGCCCCCACCAUAUUCCAACCCUAAUUCUCCCGCACGGAGGGGUUUACAUGCGUCCCCGGCGAGGUACCAUCAUGUACACCAGCAUGCGCAUGCGCAUCACCAUCACGCGCAUGAGAAUCACUGUCAAAUGAAUGAAGA